Eucalyptus grandis is the source of this 3147-nucleotide messenger RNA. Its product is annotated as disease resistance protein RUN1-like. The coding region runs from base 171 to 2891 and encodes 906 amino acids. Lineage: Eukaryota; Viridiplantae; Streptophyta; Magnoliopsida; Myrtales; Myrtaceae. Gene Ontology annotation, biological process: defense response; signal transduction. Gene Ontology annotation, molecular function: ADP binding; protein binding. The transcript has 4 exons. The record is from RefSeq and is a predicted model, not a curated record.
CUUAGGUAAACUUGAUCGUUAAACGUUUUGUAUUCGGAAUCGUUCAUAAAGCAAAUGCUCUCUCCACCCAAAAAGCAUAUGCUCUCCAUCCGACCCUUUUCAUUUGUUUGUCUUGAUCAUUUUGUGCAGCAGGAAGGUAUUCUCCCUUCACUUUUGCUUAUCAGACUUCCAUGGAGAAAGGGCAAAGCCUGAGCAAGGCAAACAAAGCAAUGCUUGUUGCGGAAGAAAAAGAGAGCACUGGGGGAGCAUCCUCUCCUUCAUCCUUCCCUCCGAAAAUCUCUGAAGGAGAUAGCAAUGAAUACGAUGUAUUCUUGAGCUUUAAUGGCUCAGAUACCCGAAAAGAAUUUACUGAUCACCUUUAUCACAGACUAGACAUUGCAGGAAUCCGCGUGUUUAGGGACUGUAAUAGCAUCCGAAUUGGUGAGGAAUUUAGUCCAGUGCUUUUCAAUGCCAUCACAAAUUCUAAGAUUUCUAUCCCUAUUAUCUCUGGACAUUAUGCUUCAAGCAAAUGGUGCCUUCGUGAGCUUAUUCACAUCAUGGAUUGCAAGAAGAGCAAUUCACAUAAAGUUUUGCCCAUUUUUUACAAAGUGGACCCAUCGGAUGUGCGGCAUCUGAAAAGAAAUUUUGGGGAGGCCUUCCAUUCGCAUAAGCAUCGUUUUGAUGAGAAAGAUAUUGAGGAAGGGCGACAAGCACUUAAAGAUGUGAGUAACUUACAUGGAUGGAAAUCCGAUGAAUUUGCUAGCGGGCAUGAGGGAGAAUUGAUUGAACGUGUUGUCGAAACUGUUCUGGGAGAGUUACGAAAAGAUUUUCCUCUACUUGUUCCGAAGGAACUAGUUGGACUUGAUGAUCAACUGAAGAAGAUUAUAAGUCGCAUAGGUAGUCCUUCCAUCAAUGCUCGAAUGAUUGGAAUUUAUGGCAUGGGUGGGAUAGGCAAGACAACUCUUGCCAAGUGCAUCUACAAUCAACUCUUGAAUAAAUUUGAUCAUGUCUGCUUCCUUCCAGAUAUUCGAGAAACGACCAAGCACCAUGGUAUUAAGUAUCUACAGAGUCAACUAAUAUCUGAGAUACUACAAGAAAAAAAUGAAGUGUCUACAGUUGAUUUAGGAAUUAACUUAAUCAAAUCUAGAUUCACAAGGAAAAAGGUUCUCAUUCUUUUGGAUGAUAUAGAUUGCAAGGAUCAGCUAGAUGCUUUGGCUGGAGGAGGUUACUGGUUUGCUUCAGGAAGUAUUAUAAUUGUUACAACUAGAAAUAAAGAUGUUCUUGAUCAAUCUGAAUUCGAGGUAGACUACGAGCAUGAAAUGAGUGGGAUAAAUGAGGCACAUUCUUUCAUUUUAUUUAAUAGACAUGCAUUUCGAAUGGAACAUCCUUCAAGUGACUUUGCAAUUAUAUCUCGUCAGAUCAUAUCCACUAUGGGUGGGCUUCCCUUGGCACUUAAGGUUAUAGGUUCAUACUUGUAUAAAAAAACAUAUCCUAAGGUUUGGGAUGAUGUACUGAAACAAUUAAAAAAACAACCACAUAAAGAUGUCCAAAAGAUAUUGAAGAUAAGUUAUGAUGCAUUAGACAACGAACAUAAAGAGGUUUUCCUUGAUAUUGCCUGUUUCUUUAUUGGUGAAAAGAUUGAAUUUGCCAUGUACAUGUGGGACGAUUGUGAGUUUUAUCCAAGUCAAGGAAUUGACGAGUUGAAGUCGAGGUGCUUAAUAAAAAUUGAAGAUGAUGGUACUUUAAGCAUGCAUGAUCAACUGAGAGAUCUUGGAAGGAGCAUUAUUCGCCAAGAACCAUCGCUUGAGAAACGUAGUAGACUAUGGGUGAGAGAGGAAGCCUCCGAGGUACUAGAGAAAGAAAAGGGAACUGAAAUGAUCCACGCAAUUCGUCUCAACUGGUCCCGGGACUGGUACAAUAGAGACCAUCAACAGGCAUACACCGAUGAACAGUUUAAAAAGUUACCGAGGUUAAGGUUCCUUCAACUGAAGUGGGCGGCUUUGAAUGGAGACUUUAACGAAUUGUUUUCUGAAUUAAGAUGGCUUCAAUGGUUUAACCUUGAACCCAAUCCGUCUUUUGCGGCAACCAAUUUGCUUCUACCGAAAUUAGUGGUGCUAUCGUUGUCCAGCAGCCAGAUCACAGAGCAUUGGGGAGGAUGGAGUUCGAUUGUGGUGCCAAAGCGACUGAAGGUUCUCGAACUUACAUGUUGCAAACAUUUAAGAUGUACUCCUGAGCUCUCGGCUUUCACAAAGUUGGAGAUUCUCAGCUUAAAAGAAUGUUCCGGACUCAAGCAAGUUCACCCUUCUAUUGGCAAAGUCAAGAGCCUUCUUUCCUUGAACUUGAGUGGCUGUCAGAGUCUUAAGGAGCUACCCGGAGAAGUGGGCACAUUGAGAGAACUAAAAGAACUUAUUUUAGAUUAUUCUGGUAUCAAAGAGAUUCCUACGUCAAUUGGUUCUAUGGAGAAGUUGGAGAAACUAAGUGUCCGGUCUUGUCAGUCAUUGACAGAAAUCCCUGGCUCAAUGGGCACAUUGAGAGAACUAAAAGAACUUAUUUUAGAUUAUUCUGGGAUCAAAGAGAUUCCUACGUCAAUUGGUUCUAUGGAGAAGUUGGAGAAACUAAGUGUCCGGUCUUGUUGGUCAUUGACAGAAAUCCCUGGCUCAGUGGGGGAUUUACCUAAUUUGCAACAUCUAAACAUUAGUGGAACUACUAUAUCUGUUUUGCCAGAAAGUAUCAAGAAUCUUUCUUCUCUCCAACACCUCAACCAAAGAGGCGGUAAAGAACUCCGAUCGCUGCCAGAGCUUCCUUCCGACUUAACACAUUUGGAGCUCUCUUUUCAAAGUCCCAAGUUGCCACAGUUUUCUCGCCUAAACCACAUGGAAGAACUUAACAUUUCAUGGACUCGAUCUACUUAAAUAUAUCUUGGAGCUUCCUUCAUGACCCUUGAAACUUUGUGCCUCAUCUCAUUUGUAUAGGGGCCAAGGCAACAAUUAUAAAAUAUUUCCAUUAACUCAUUUUUUGAUUGCUUAUUCUCCUUUGUAUAUGCAGCAACUAGUUCUCUGAGGAAGUUGGAGAAACUGAGUAACUGAGUGCUCAAUCUUGUUGGUCAUUGAGAUCAAUCCAUUGAUCAAUUGGGGAUUUACAUAAUUAGCAACAUCCGGACAUUUUGAA